Messenger RNA from Cryphonectria parasitica EP155, 195 nucleotides. RefSeq lists its product as uncharacterized. Lineage: Eukaryota; Fungi; Ascomycota; Sordariomycetes; Diaporthales; Cryphonectriaceae. The record is from RefSeq and is a predicted model, not a curated record. The annotation marks the transcript as partial. The transcript is spliced from 2 exons.
GCCUGCCGCGAGUACGGCAUGGCCGUGCCAGUCUUCCACAUCUUCUCCGACAGACGAGGGGGCCGUACAGCCUGGUCCAGCCGGGUGACCGUCUGCGGCCAGACAGUCUCGGCGCGCUACUGGUAUGACGGCAAGAACCUGAACAAUGCCAGGGAGGACGCGGCCGAGGUAGCUCUGAAUUGCAUCCAGGCGUCC